AUGAGUGGUUACGAUCGUGCUUUAUCCAUCUUCAGUCCCGAUGGCCAUGUUUUUCAGGUUGAAUAUGCUUCCGAAGCCGUUAAAAGAGGAACCUGCGCUGUUGGUGUCAAGGGAAAAAAUGUAGUUGUUCUCGGUUGUGAAAGAAGAAGCACUUUAAAACUACAAGAUCCCAGAACCACCCCAAGCAAAAUCAAUAAAAUAGAUAAACAUGUCCUUCUAACUUACGCUGGUUUAAACGCCGACUCUAGAAUUCUAAUUGAUAAAGCAAGAGUCGAAGCUCAAUCUCAUAAAUUGAACUUGGAAGAUUCUGUUACAAUCGAAUAUCUAACUAAAUAUGUAGCUGGUGUUCAACAAAGAUAUACUCAAUCCGGUGGCGUGAGACCCUUUGGUAUUUCAACUCUCAUUGCUGGUUUUGAUAAUAAUGACAACGUUCCAAAGCUAUAUCAAACUGAACCCUCUGGAAUCUUUUCUGCUUGGAAGGCAAAUUCUAUCGGCAGAAGCAGCAAAACCGUACGCGAAUUCUUAGAGAAAAACCAUAAACCAGAUAUGGAUGAACAAGAAACCAUCUCCUUGGCCAUAAAGUCUCUAUUAGAAGUUGUUCAAACUGGUGCUAAAAAUAUCGAAAUAGCCGUAAUGAGACCGGGCCAUUAUGAAAGAUUAGAAAAUCAAACUGUCGCUCAAUAUGUUGAAGAAAUUGAAAAACAAAAAAAGAUUGAGUCUGAAAAGAAAAAACCAAGAUCUCGCUCUUCUGAUCAAUAA
This is a messenger RNA of Ascoidea rubescens DSM 1968, 759 nucleotides long. It is a transcript of the gene PRE6, whose product is annotated as proteasome core particle subunit alpha 4. The record is from RefSeq and is a predicted model, not a curated record. Gene Ontology annotation, cellular component: nucleus; proteasome core complex, alpha-subunit complex; proteasome core complex. Lineage: Eukaryota; Fungi; Ascomycota; Saccharomycetes; Ascoideales; Ascoideaceae. The coding region runs from base 1 to 759 and encodes 252 amino acids. The transcript is spliced from 3 exons. Gene Ontology annotation, biological process: ubiquitin-dependent protein catabolic process.